GUCCUUAGUAACCCUUGUCUUUAUAUAUAAAUAUAUUUCGUGGUCGCAUAGUAACUUGCACAUAUCACAAAACACCAACCCUUGUCUUUUCUUCACCAUUUUACCCCCUUUUUCCUUCUUUGUUGCCGCACUUCUUCACUCCCCAGUUAAUGAGCAUGUCUUGUUUUCUGUAGCUGGUUUUUGUUUCGGGAUUCUUGGCUUGAUUUCGAGAAAAAGGUCCAAUCUUUUGCUUUUGGAGUGUCAGAUUUUGUGCAGAUUUUCAGCAAGAAGUUGCUUACAUUCCUCACCGGUGAGCCUCUUAAAGGGUUUUGGCUUUCGUUGUGAAUCUUUGUUGAAAAUUUGUUCUUUAUUCUGCUGGUGGGUGAUUUUAGCACUUCCGUGUGGGUUGUGAAUUUUGGUGCAUGUAAUGAUGUUUUGGAGAAGGGUUGUACUGUUCUAGUUUGAUUUGGGUGCUGUUUUUACUUGAAAAUCUAGAGUGAUAGCUGGGGUUUCAGAAGAUGUGUUGGAAGAUUGGGUAAACAUGGGUUUGUGUGAUUUUGAUGUUUGCGUUUUGUAAAGAGCACUUGAAAAUGCUUGUGAAGUAGAAUUGGAUGUGAAGUGGGUUCGUUGGUUUUGAUCUGUUUUUAUUGUUUGUGAGAACUGAGAAGCAAUGGAAGGGAAUUUGUCUCAGGGAGGUAUGGUUCAGGGUGGGAGUUCCUUUGGUGGUUUUGAUCUGCCUGGAUCAAUGAGGGUUCAUCGGCAAGGGCAUCAUCCUCAUUCCAUGAAUCAACAUCAAACUCAUCCUUGUCAAGGGCCUUCAGUGCAUUCCUCAGUUCAUGAUGGUUUUCCUCUCACAAUGGGAACCUUGCAGAACUGCGAUCAAACAAUGGCAAUGACUGAGUUUAGUCAGGGAGAUAGAAACAAGAACUCUCCAAGUGAUGAAAGCUUUGCUGAGGAAGGUGUUGAUGGUCAUCAAGAAGGAGGUAGAGGGAAAAAGGGGUCGCCUUGGCAGAGGGUGAAGUGGACUGAUAAGAUGGUGAGGCUUCUGAUAACGGCUGUUUCUUACAUAGGUGAAGAUGCACCAUCCGACUGUGGUGGCGCAAGGAGAAAAAUUACAGUCCUACAGAAAAAAGGGAAGUGGAAAUCGGUUUCCAAGGUCAUGGCUGAAAGAGGUUAUCGUGUUUCACCUCAGCAGUGUGAGGAUAAAUUCAAUGAUCUCAAUAAAAGGUACAAAAAACUUAAUGAUAUGCUAGGCCGGGGAACUUCUUGUCAGGUUGUUGAGAAUCCUUCUCUAUUGGAUGUGAUAGAUUAUCUUUCUGAGAAAGAAAAAGAUGAAGUUCGAAAAAUAUUGAGCUCGAAACACUUUUUCUAUGAAGAGAUGUGUUCUUACCAUAAUUGUAACAGGUUGCAUUUACCCCAUGAUCUGGAAUUGCAACGAUCACUUCAGUUGGCUCAUAGAAAUAGAGAUGAUCAUGACAGUGAUGAUGUCAGAAGGUCUCAGCAUGAUGAUCAUGAUGAAGAUGAUCCAGAAGUGGAAACUGAUGAUCAUGAUGAUUUUGAGGAGAAUUAUGCUACUCAUGCAGAUAGUAGAGGAGUCUAUGGGGAAGCGGGGCGACCUAUGAAGAGAUCGAAACCAGGGCAAGGACAUGAAGAUGCUGCUACUUUUGGCAGUGCUUUAAACAGCCAAGAGUAUAACAAAAGUUCAUACCCUCAUAUGGUUCAAUCUGAUGUCAAUCAAGCUGCACCCGAGAAAAUGAGUUCACCAUGGUUACAGAAGCAAUGGGUUGAUUCUCGUUCACUUCAGUUAGAAGAGCAGAAGCUACAAAUUCAGGUUGAGAUGUUGGAGCUGGAGAAACAAAGAUUCAAGUGGCAGAAGUUUAGUAAGAAAAAGGACCGGGAGUUGGAAAAGUUGAAGCUGGAGAAUGAAAGAAUGAAGCUUGAGAAUGAACGUAUUGCUUUAGAACUCAAACGAAAGGGAGUGGGUGCUGACUUUAACUAGGUUGGUCGUCUUGCAUGCUUUUUUUUUGAAACGACAUUAGAUGCAUGAUGCUCCUUUGUUUUCCAGCUAUCUUUGAUGAGCUGUGUUUGUUUAGUUGAAAGUAUACAAUUUUUUAUGGGGAAACUUAGGAAAGAAUGAGAUCCCGUGGUGCUGUUUAGAUUUAUGAAUUUGAAAAAUCCAGUAGGUCACACAGAGAUUCACUUAUUAUUAGGCUUUACUGAAGCUCUGUUGCUUUAUAUACUGUGUGGCUAAUAAUGCCUUUUCACUUAGUUAAAAGUAGCAUAUACCAUUAUGAUGAGUUCAGUUUUCAAGGGCUAAAAA
Molecule: messenger RNA, 2299 nt
Organism: Vigna umbellata (rice bean)
Lineage: Eukaryota; Viridiplantae; Streptophyta; Magnoliopsida; Fabales; Fabaceae
Source: RefSeq, a predicted model, not a curated record